Molecule: messenger RNA, 1946 nt
Organism: Rhododendron vialii
Lineage: Eukaryota; Viridiplantae; Streptophyta; Magnoliopsida; Ericales; Ericaceae
Product: OVARIAN TUMOR DOMAIN-containing deubiquitinating enzyme 12-like
Exons: 13
Coding region: 582-1559 (325 amino acids)
Biological process (GO): protein deubiquitination
Molecular function (GO): cysteine-type deubiquitinase activity
Source: RefSeq, a predicted model, not a curated record
AAAAACAGUCCACUUCAAUAGAGGGCCUCUAAUCUUUACUUGCGCGUGCGCUAAUCACAAACCUUUUUUUUCCCGGUUUAACGGCUGUCCCAAACUGUAUAUAAACCGGCUUCAAAAUCCACCCUCUUGAAUUCCUAAUUUCCUUCCAUCUCUAUCUUCUUUCCCCCAACUUCCUCAAACGUACCUCUCUCUCUCUCUCUCUCUCUCUCUCUAGAUUAUUGGCUUCCGCCCGCGUUCCGGCAGAAAACGGGAAUAGUUCGUUGCCGGUACUGCUUUGCGAUUCGAGAUGAUGGGUUUUCUUAGAUUCAGAAGAUUCCUGUCACUAUUUCAUGCUUGACAUGACCCCUGGUUACAAUAACAUUACUGGAACUACAAAUUUGGAUACCUGUCUCGGUCCAUAGGUGGUGAUUGGAAGCAAUUUUUUGACGUGCAAUAAAGUGUAGUGGAUUCAACUACAAUUAAGUUACAUAAAUAUUUCAUAUUUGGGAGUUGCAUUGACUGGACCUAGCUAGAAAAGACAGCUCCAGUGCUCUUGAAAAGCAGACAUCUCCCUAGUUGGAAAAAUUGCAAGGGAAAGGAAUAUGUCCGAGUCAGAUUCUGAUGUUGUACGCUGGGGUCUUAAUUUUCUUGAUGCCGACCCAUUAUUUAAUUCUCAUUAUGGUGACAACAAUCAAGGUGAAGUGUACGUCUAUCAUCAAUGGCACAAGUACAAUGGGUAUAAUAAUACUGAUACAGGGUGCAGCAAUGUGGAGAACGAUGAGAUUAUUGCUCAUGCUCUUCAAGAAGAAUUUUCCCAAUUAACUAUCUCAGAAGAGCAGCCCUUGCAAGUAUCAUCUGAUACUGCUACUGACUGGCAUAGUUCAAGGAACUACUAUUCUGGCUAUGGUGACAUGGGACCCUCAAGUUCGACUUCUUGCCCUGAAAAAUCAUAUGGCGGUGAGGAGUAUUACCACAAUCUGGAGAUAACAGAUGAGUCUCCACUGGAUGGAGAAGUAUGCAAGAGAUUGAAUCAAUUGAUUCCUGUCCCGCAUGUUCCUAGGAUUAAUGGAGAUAUACCUUCAACUGAUGAAGAAACUUCUGAUUAUCAAAGGCUGGUGGAUAGAUUGCAUUUGUAUGACUUAGUUGAGCACAAGGUUCAAGGAGAUGGUAAUUGUCAGUUUCGUGCUUUAUCAGAUCAAUUCUAUCUUACCCCAGAUCACCACAAAUUUGUGAGGCAACAAGUUGUUAAUCAGCUUAAGUCUCACAGAGACAUGUAUGAAGGAUAUGUUCCAAUGGAUUAUGGUGACUAUUUGAAGAAGAUGUCCAAGAGUGGUGAAUGGGGAGAUCAUGUGACCUUGCAGGCAGCUGCAGAUUCGUAUGGUGUUAAAAUUUUUGUCGUCACUUCGUUCAAGGAUACCUGCUCCAUCGAGAUUCUUCCGAAGUCCCAAAAAUCCAAACGUGUUAUCUUCUUGAGCUUUUGGGCGGAGGUGCACUACAACUCUAUCCUUCCUCAAGGAGAUUUCCCUUCUUUUGAUGAUUCUAAGAGGAAGAAAAGGUGGUGGCCUGCCUUUUGGAAGUAAGAAUUAGAAGACUUCGUCUUUGUGCUAAACACAGUCCCCUACAUCUCCAAUCCCUGGCUUGCAUUGUCUUGGUGCUGGAGCAUGCAUUCUCAUAUCUAUACAUAAUCACAGAGUACAAGUACUCAUAUUUUCCCCCCCCCCUUAUCUCUCAUUGUUGUCCAAGUAUGCUGCUGGUAUGCAUGCAGGUAUUUUUUAAGUUUACCGCAUGCUUAUAUAUAUAUAUUUGAACGGACCGCAUGCUUAUAUAUGACUUUGGGAAAUUUUUUUGGAAAAGUUGUAUGGCAAUAAUAUAUUGUAUAUGGAACGUAAAUGAAAAUAAUGGAGGAGAUAGGGAUCUAUGUUGUGGAGAUUUUGAGUUCAUGAAACUUCAAUUGUUUCUUUGGAGAA